AUGUGGGCCCCCAACAACAGCACCCAUUUCUACUCUCCUGCAUUUGUCCUGCUGGGGGUCCCGGGGCUGGAGGAGGUGCAUGGGUGGCUCUCCAUCCCUUUCUGCGCUGGGUUCCUGGUUGCUCUUCUGGGGAACUUCACCAUCCUCUCUGUGGUGAAGACGGAGGCCAGCCUCCACCAGCCCAUGUUCUACUUCCUCUGCCUGCUCUCCUUCGUCGACCUGGGCCUCUCCAUCUCCACCCUGCCCAAGAUGCUGGCCAUCUUCUGGUUUGGCCUGGGGGGGAUCCCGUUUGACGCCUGCCUGGCCCAGAUGUUCUUCAUCCACACCUUCACGGGCAUGGAGUCGAUGGUGCUGCUGGCCAUGGCCUUCGACCGGUACGUGGCCAUCUGUGACCCGCUGAGGUACUCCACCAUCCUCACCCAAGACACCGUGGUCUGGAUAUGCCUGGGCAUCACUCUGAAGCCGGCCUGCCUGAUAUUCCCCAUGACGGUGAUGUCAAAACGCCUGCCUUUCUGCAGCGCCCACCUCGACAUGCCCCACACCUACUGCGAGCACAUGGGCAUCGCCAAGCUGGCCUGCACGGACAUCCGCGCCAAUGUUUUCUAUGGCCUUUGGGUAGCCUCCUUCCUUGUGCUGGAGUUGAUCCUCAUCGCCGCUUCCUACGCGAAGAUCCUGCAGGCCGUUUUCCGGCUCUCCUCCAGGGAGGCCCGGCUGAAAUCCUUGAGCACCUGCAGCUCCCACAUUGCUGUGAUUUUUGUCUUCUACACGCCGGCUUUAUUCUCCUUCCUCACCCACCGCUUCGGACACAACAUCCCCCUCUUUGCCCACAUCCUCAUCGCCAACCUCUACGUCAUCCUGCCCCCCAUGCUCAACCCGGUCAUCUACGGCGUGAGGACCAAGGAGAUCUGGACACGGGUGCUCCAAAUCCCAAAGCUUCAGAUGAAGUUGCGUUUUGUGUGGAUCUAA
This is a messenger RNA of Thamnophis elegans (Western terrestrial garter snake), 966 nucleotides long. Its product is annotated as olfactory receptor 52E4-like. The transcript is spliced from 2 exons. Gene Ontology annotation, cellular component: membrane. The coding region runs from base 1 to 966 and encodes 321 amino acids. Gene Ontology annotation, biological process: G protein-coupled receptor signaling pathway. Gene Ontology annotation, molecular function: olfactory receptor activity; G protein-coupled receptor activity. NCBI's taxonomy places the organism in Eukaryota, Metazoa, Chordata, Lepidosauria, Squamata, Natricidae. The record is from RefSeq and is a predicted model, not a curated record.